Molecule: messenger RNA, 519 nt
Organism: Notothenia coriiceps (black rockcod)
Lineage: Eukaryota; Metazoa; Chordata; Actinopteri; Perciformes; Nototheniidae
Product: proepiregulin
Exons: 4
Biological process (GO): positive regulation of cell population proliferation; epidermal growth factor receptor signaling pathway; positive regulation of mitotic nuclear division
Molecular function (GO): epidermal growth factor receptor binding; growth factor activity
Source: RefSeq, a predicted model, not a curated record
GGAACUUAAAUGAGACAAAUAUUCUCUGUUCAACAGUUGUCUUGCUGCUCUGGCUGAAUGUUCUCACCAGGAGUGUCUCCUCCAGACUUCAGACUGCAGACGUGAGCACCUCUCUAUCUGCAGGACCGACAGAAGAGCGCCCUCAUGUGGUGAAACGAUCAACACAGAAUUGCGGCAGCACGUUUGACAGCUUCUGCAUGAACCAUGGCCAGUGCAUGCUGCUGGAGGACGUGAACGAACACCACUGCCAGUGUGAGAAAGGCUUCUACGGCCCAAGGUGUAGCAACAUGGAGUUUGUGGUUCAGAAAUUAGGGGAGGAUCAGAUAGUUGUCAGCAUUUUCUGUGUGACUCUGCUGAUUAUAGGUCUGGCUGGGGUACUGUACUUCUUCUGCAAAUGGUAUAAGAAAAACAAAUGUGGACGUCAACAGAAGCGGCAAGGUUACAAAGGAGUCCAGAUAGCUUAGAGUCACACACACACACACACACACACACACACACACACACACACACACACACACA